Messenger RNA from Schistosoma spindalis, 6328 nucleotides. Lineage: Eukaryota; Metazoa; Platyhelminthes; Trematoda; Strigeidida; Schistosomatidae. The record is from the annotation of a GenBank genome assembly.
GUCUUCUAUCUGACCUAGAAAUAAGGAGCGUAUAUCGAAAAUGUCGCAAGUUUAGUAAAGUAUUUAUGUUAUGUUAUCCUUCGAUUGGUGCGUUCAUAUUUAGUGCCAUCUUGUAAACUAUAAUAAUAUUUUAUAGACUUCGUGAUUGAUUGGGCACAUUCGCUUCAUCUAGUAUACUGCUUGGUGUUUUUAAAUUCACUUGUACAGUCAAAUUAGUUGCACACAAAUCCAACUGCAGACUGGAUUCCUGCGUUAAUUUAUGUCGCUCUUCUACAAAUUUCUGCCUUCAGACGCGCUUGUGGAGCGAUUUAAACUUAAAAUUUCCCGGGUGUACUACAAUCAUGGACUAUUCAUUUCUUCACACCCAGCACCUGUUAUCACCACCGUUUGCAUUCUUAUGAUAUUUCUUUGGUAUGUUUGACUUUGUUAAAUAAGCUUAGCUAUCCUUUGACCCAACUUCCACUUGUAAGAGAAGUGCCGAUUCAUCGUGCAGUUGUUCGUGACGAUGAAUUUCAAUCGUUCAAAGAUUCACGUUAUGUUUUCGUAAGUCGGGAUGUUGUCUUUCUAGUUUUCAGAAACUUAGAUAAGGGUAUUACCUUUACUUUCUAGUUUUUUUUCUUUUCUCAGGACUAUUCAUCACGUAUGGAUUUCAAUAAACAAGAACAUCAUCUAGUGUGGUUUGUAGACCCAUUUUCUGUUCGUCGAUUUUCAGCCGCUUAAGACCGUAGUCAUAUCAAAGUAAAAUGAUAUCAAACAACAGAAAUUGACUGAGAAUACGGUUUCAAGGCUGUCUCAAAGUUCUGUACUCCCCGAAAUUCGUCCUUUUUUCUCAGUAGUUUUUAGCCGUAUGUACGACACUGUGUCUGGAAAUUAAGAUAACUUGAUGUUUGUUGGCGAAUUGCAAACUAUGAGGUCGUAAAACGUUCUUUUUGUUCCUUGAUAAACCUUGAGUACAGAACAUCAUGAUUUUCAUUUACUUACCUUAUUUGUUCUCAAAUGUGUUUGUAAUCUAUCAGUGUUACAUCUUUUAAUGUGACUUUUUCGUUAUUACAGUCUCUAGAAAUAAAUCAACCCUGCUUUAUGUUGUCAUUGUAAAUGGGCAAGAGAUUUUUCUUUGGGUUGAGGGGAAUCUAUUCUUCUUGUUUUUUUUGAGGUUUUUCCAUAUUUUUCCGAAAGUCUUAAUCUUUGACAUGUUAUUUUUCCCGCAGUUAGAAUUAAAACAUCAAAACGUUAUAUAUUUGUUUUAAUUUCCAUUCUGUACUGCAUCAACACUGAUUUGCGUGUCACUGAAACAUAUACCACUAAUAGGCACAUGGUUUUUUUUUAGCUAACAUCGUUUGCACGCAAACUGGUUAAGGUUUUCAUUUUGCUGUUUAGAUCUCUCUUGAUUUAUUACUUUGGUUUUGAAGUUUACUUUUGACAAUUGAUAAACUAAUUCUUUUGAAAAUUCCAAGAAGAUUUCAUCCAUGCCCAAAUAAAAAGAAUACAUUUGUUUUCAAAAGUUAACUCGUGUGUUAAAACCCUGUUUGUUCGUCGAAUGUAUGUAUUAAUGAUUAUUAUUAAACCAACGUAUUUAUCCAAAUUUACCCCGUGUUUCAGUCAGUUAGUUAUACGUAACGUAAAACAUCAUAUUUAUUAAAUGCCAACUGAGUAAGUUACUGUUCUGAUGAGUCGUUGUUCUGAGUUAAUUUAUAACAUGUAUUCCUACGAUUCAGAUUUUAAUUAUAUCCCUUAUGUAAAAUAUCCUUUCCGUGCUUUUAGAACACAUUACGUCAGGUUUAUUGUGGUGUUCAUUUUUAUGUUUCCUUGUAAAAAACAGACCCAUGAUGACGAGAACAAAAGUCUUGGUUAUAUGCUUCAAAUAGUCAUGCAUUCAAAAAUAAUUACAAGGGCUCCGAAGUGUCAUAUCAACCAUGAAACUAUUGUUCACUUACUUCAGCAGAGCAAUGAAAUGGUCGAGCUUGUUCACCAGUUCAAAAGUUCUGGAGAUGAGAAUACACCAGAAGGACAAACUUUUGAUGACAUCUGCUUCCAGGUUGAGGAUAGAGCAGUUAAUGAAGUAGAAAAUUCCGAAACAAUAAAAAAUGUAUUACCUACAUUUGGGUGUCUCAUGUUAGCUCCUAGUUUCUUAUUAGUUGACCGUCUCGGUGUAAUUCAGUCCCAUCAACCCUCGGUUCUUUCACGUAUAAAACUUGCAGCUUCAGGGAAUCUACUAGAUCUUUUAUUUGGAUUACCUUGGAAGACAACUGGAUUGUCAAAAUUGUCUAGGUGUAAUCGAGAACGGACAGUUACAUAUGCACUAACUUUAGUAUUUCGGGAAUACAAACCUUCAUUUUUUUAUGAACUGCGAGACUAUUUGAUUGAUAGUAUGGAAAACCUUCAUAAAGAUGUAAAUAUUAGCACGGAAACUCGAAAACUAAAUGAUACAUCAAACACAGCUUCAGUUGGACAUAUCUUCCUUGUUUGGUAUAGUGAUCGUUCAUAUUUUGCUGACUAUGCACCAUUACUUUUUAUCUACGUCAUUCUAUUGCUCUAUGUGUAUUUUUCCGUUCGUAAAUUGGAAAUGGUCAAAUCAAAAUGGGGUUUAGCUCUAAGCGCUUGUGUUACUGUCGCUGCGUCAUUAUUUAUGUCUAUUGGUCUGUGUGUAACAAUCGGUCUUGUUAUGCCAACACUCAACGGAAGCGAAGUUUUCCCUUAUUUAGUCGUUCUAAUUGGGUUUGAAAAUGUCAUUGUUUUGACGAAGUCUGUAGUUGCAACACCAGUCGAUCUCCCAGUGAAAUAUAGAAUUGCUGAAGGUUUGAGCAAAGAAAGUUGGUCACAUACAAAACUUUACUUUACUGGAUUAUUGUUAUUGGGUCUAGGAUUUCUUACAUUUCAUCCUACAAUGCAAGAAUUUUGUUUGUUUGCAGUCGUCGGCUUGACUACAGACUUUUUUUUACAAUUAUUCUUUUUUGUUACGAUUCUUUCGGUGGAUAUCCGACGAAUGGAACUCUCUGAUCUUAUGUUGGAGUAUCCAGUUCAUUCAUUUAUGCAAGAACCUCAAAUGAUUCCGCCAUUUUAUUCCUUUACUUCACCAUUAUCAUCUUCAACUUCUUUAUCAUCAUCUUUAGAUAUGAUGAUGACCGAAUCAUCGUGUAAAAUUGAAAAACCCAGUUCAUCGUUUACUAAAAUGUCUAAUAAAAAAGAAACUCAAAUAUCAAACAAAUAUUUGGCUUAUAUAUUAUCAUUUAUUUCAAACCUAAGCUUUAUGUUGUUUAGGCCAGUUAAGGCUAUUUUUCGACGUACGAGAUUAUCUUUUAUGAAAGGACACAGGCGUAAGGUUUCAGCUGCACAAACAGCUGCAUACUUAGCUUCUGAUGGUCAGACAUCGCAAAAUGUUCCACGACGUUUACGCGUUCUUCGUUGUUGGGCGAAAUCUCGACUUAUACAACGUGUUCUUCUGUUUGUUUUCUCUGUAUGGGUUAUUAUGAUUCUGAUACAUGCUGUGGAUAUAGUCCAGUUAUUUCUCAAUAUAUAUGUCUACAUAAGUAGUUUACUAUUACAGUGUUUUACGUCACACAGUUGGUUCACAUUACCUUCGUAUACCCGUGAUAAUGAUCAUUAUAAUACUAUUACUACUACUACUACUACUAUUGUUAAUAGUAGUGAUAUGAAUGGUCACCAUAUACCGCUCUCUGUCAGUGAACCUCCCUUUAUGAAUUCAUCUGUUUUUUCCUCAUCAUCUUUUGUGAAUUCAUCUAUUCAAUCUGAUUCCCAAGAAAAUUUGUUCAAUAUUAAAAAUGUUAGCAUGGUCGAUCAAGAAGAUCCUGUUAGUGAACAUUUGGAUGUUUCUUUGAAUCAACAUGAAAUAGAUCUUCAUGAUGAUCAUCAUUUUCUUCAAGAACGUGAUAUCUCAGUUCAAUUCGAUGUUGGUGUUGAUGAUGAUAUUAAAUCUCAAAUAAAUAUGCUCAAUAUUGUUCAUCAUUUACAAUUGAAUGAAAUGACACAAAACAAUUUCACUUGGAAUACAAUGUUUAUUUGGAAUUAUUUAGCUUAUUCGUACUGGCCAUCGUUAGCAAAACACUAUAAUUUGAGUUUGGUCGGUUGUCAUUUAGCCCUGUUAGAACCAGUUCAUUUAAAGUAUAAGCUUCAUAUGAUUGAUCCAGAUCAAGGAAUUGAAAAGUCUGAUAUACAAUCUGACCAAAAAGAAUCUAUAUCGUAUGUAUCGUUUGAAAACGAACGUACAUUGGAUGAACAUAAUCAUUUACACUUUAUAAAUGAUGAUGAUAAUAAUAUACUGAUAUCAAAUGUAAAAAGAAAACAUUUACAUGCAUCAUCAACAUCACCUGGAGGUUUUACUGGUUGGACUGCACGACUUGGUUUAACUGCAUCUAUGCUGGGCACUAGUUUGUUGGGUUGUAGUCUGGUCUUAUUACUGACUUGUUUGGGAAUGAUUUGCUUACAGUCCAGGUCAUCAAAUUCUACCAAACGUGAACCAAUCAUACGAGUUCUACCACUAACUAUAGAUCUUGUAAAUAAUGUGACAACAACAGAUUCAAUGGAUUCAGACUAUGAUCAGCAUGAUUGUUUAUUGUCACCUGAAUGGACUGUUGCAUGUGGUCAAGUAUAUUAUAAAGAUAAAAAUGGAGAUGUUUGUCCUCAUGGACUACUAGCAGUGACAUCUGUUCGAUCAUAUAUACGCAUUAAAUCAUAUCAUUCGAGGGUUAUCCAGCUAUGGUGUGCGGACUCAGGAAAUCUUUUAUUUGAUUUAAAAAGGUACUCAGUAGAAGCAAACACUAGACGAAAAAACUUGCCGUCAUCUGUCGCAUGCCGAAAAUUUUCUACCAUCUGGUGCAUGGAUUUCUUGCCGCAAGGACUCUUGGUUGUUGGAUGCAGUGAUGGGACCAUUGAGAUCUGGAACUGUGAAUCUGGACAACUGUUAGAUAUUUUAUGCUUAAACAAUGUUAAUAAUGAUCACUUAUUGGUCAAGAAAGAAACACAAAAUUCAUCUGCUAUUUCACAUUUAAGGAUACAUCCUGGAGGAAUAACAAUAAUGAAAAUAAUUGAUGAAUCAAGAUUUUGUAUUGGAACUAGUCGUGGUGUUGUAGCAUAUUUCAAUGUAGUUUAUGCUCAAGGAAAUUUGUUACAAACAUUUUCAUUAAUUCGUCAAUGGCAUUCACAUUCUCGUGCAAUUAGUCAAUUAGAUUAUUUGAAAUAUUUCAACAAAAACACAGUAGAUAAUCCCAACGAUUUGCUUACAAAUAUAAAUUCAAAUCAUAUCGCAGUGCUUGUAAUCAGUGGAUCAGAAGAUGGUUGUAUUAAAUUUUUCUCUUCUGAGUAUGAUUCUCCAUUGUUUCACUGCGCUGUUGAUGCUACUCCUGUCCUUUGUAUGAACUUAAAUCGUCUUGCUCUUGGUGUCAGCCAUGCAUCUGGAUCAUUAUACGUUUGUUGUUUAGAAUUACUUCACAAGACGACAACCAAUAAUGGUGUAAAUCUCAAGGCUAAAAAUCAAACAGAAUCUCUUGAAAUACGUUUAAUUGAUCUCAGUUUACUUAGCAGUGGUUUUGGAAUUUCUUCUGAAAUACAACAGUUUGCAGCAUCGUCAUCAACAUCGGGAAAAGUUCAAAAUAAGAAAGUAUCGUCGUACAAUCGUCUUGGAUCAAUAAACCUGCGAUUGUUUAUGAGAAGUGAUAGGUAUUCUGAUAAAAUACAGAAAAGUAGUAAUUCACUGUCAACUUUAGCCAAUUAUCGUCUAGUAACGUAUGAUAUGGAUGGUAGUGUGGUUAUAUGGGAUUUGCAGCAUAAAUGUAUAAUACGGUCUUUCAAAGCUAAUUUAUCAACAUUCAACAUGUCCAGUUUAUUACUAUCCGUUGAUGGACGUGUGGUUUUUGGUGAUCAGAGUUAUUUACGAGUUGUAAAUCCGUGGACUGCUAAAUAUGAACGUUCAGUCCAACUUUUACCCCCAUCAUCUGUAAAUAUGAGAAAUCCAAAUAGUUCAAAUUCUUCACAUCUUUCCGCUUUGUUACGUCGAUGGAUAAAAGAAUUAGUUCCACUUGGUAUUACUGGUGGUGACUUUGAAUCGUUCAAGUCAUCUGAAUUAUACUUGUUAACUAAUCGAAAUGAUGAACAAGGAAAAUUAUCCCCAAUUAUCAGUAUGAAAAUGCCAAUAAGAACUGGUGGAUCAUAUGUUAUCAGUAUUGCCGAUGGUGGACGAAUAUUAGUUGUAGUACCAGUGUCUACGAUUAAAUUUGAUUAACUCUAAUCUUUUUUUCUAACGAUGCUUUCUAUUUCUAUAAUAUUUAAGAGAUGUACAGUCUUCAUUUAUUAUAAUAUAAACUUCAAACAAUUA